UGCUCUGCUUUGCUUCCCUCCUCGCUCGCUCUCGUCCUCACUUGCCCUGCAAGUUGGCAGAACACGGAGGGGAAGGAAAUCAAGUGGCGACUGCUCCACUGCGCCGCACGUGGGUCAGGUGACCCUGGUGCAUGCUCCUCGCGUCGCAUGCAUGCAUGAUUAGGUUUGACGUAACGACGACCCAUGGAGUCAACAAGAGGAUCGCCCUAUAAAUAUUCUCGGAGCUCAACAGUCACGACACGAAAAGAAAGGGCAUUGGAUCACGCAACCCUCUUAGACUUCUCCGCGGUUUGUUGUACCAAAGGCGGAGGUUUGUGGGAGUAAAAUAAGUAAUUUGGUGGGCGUAGUAUGAUUAUACUAAUGGAGGAGAGGAUAAAGUUGGGUUGGGAUUUGAAAGGGUGUGUGUAGUUUAUAAAUUAUAAUGUAGAGGGGAAGUGGGGCAACCUGGAGUUGACUGGCAGAUGAGUUUUUCUACUGGUGGUAUUGGAUUAUUGCAUGUCUAUCAUGGGUACUAGACUGCUUCAUUAACUGGAGGACAGAAUGCAAAGGUUUUUUCUUUUGGAAAGGAAAUUUCUUUAAAAGAAGAGGGCGUUUGUAUUGGGAUGAGCUGUCAUCAGCAUUAGAUGCUUUAUCUGACGCCCACCUGCAAUGUCCGACUGCUGCUAUUGCUAUUGCUAUUGCCAUUGUUAUUGCUAUCGCUGCCGCUGCUGCUGUCUAUUUUACCUGAAGAGCAGUGAGCAAGCAGUAGCGCAGUAAUUGGUAAUGUCGCAAACUAUGCAAAAAUUAAGCAGAGAUUAAAGGAGCUAGGGGAAACAGACGAGUCUCAUGCUUCUCCUAAUCAUGAGGAGCCUGGUCAGAGAGUAAUUUGGAUGGGGGAUUAGCGGCAUAUAUGGUGGGAAUUAAUGCGCGCAGAGAGGAAUUGGAGAGCUUGGAAAGGUUGAAUUCAGUUGGUGCUAACGUUCUAUAAGUUUUUAACUGUUUGUUUUGUAACCCAGGACCAGUAGCGGGAUAGGCAAUGAUCUAUUUGUAGCAUUCCCUCCGAGACCCCACGAGCGGGCUACUCUACCCUACUGCUGCUUUCUCAGGUCCCCAAGCAGCGGCAAAGAAAGAGCGAGACCGAGCGCAGGAGUCGGAGUGUGUGUGUGUGUGGAAGAGAAAGAGAAAGGAUCAGAAGGGGGAGGAGGAGGAGGGAGCCAGAAAUAAAACAUAAGAAAAAAAAAAGUCAGGAAAGAAAAGAGAGGGGAGGAAGAAAAGGGAAAAGCUGCGGGAAUUAGGGUUCGGAGAUUAAACCUACUCAACCUCCUCCCAUCUCCCUUUCAUUCCUUUGUGCUAGCUGUACUUUAUUAUAAUUUGCUUCUCGGUCAUUCUCAAUCCUCUAUCCGUCUCGCGCUCUCCCUUUCUCUCUCUCUCUCUCUCUUUCGUGCUUGAUUUCUUUCGCUCUAUCACGCAUAGAGACGACGACAACAGUCAAUGAGAGGAGAGCCCCACGAAGACUCCGCUGUCCCGCCGAAAACCCUAACUAGAUUAGAAAACGCGUGAAAGGAAGGAGAAAGCAUGGACCAGGGCGAAAAUAAUCGACAUGGAGGAAGAGGAUCGAGAAGGGUUCCGACAAAUAGCAACAGCAGCAGCGGAACCAACAGCAGCCGAAGCACCUCGGAUCAGCACCACCUGCAGCUCCCGGCCGCGCAGCAUCGGCACCGCUCACCCUUCGGCGACGGCCAAUACCGGCAGCAAGGGAACACCAGCGGACCGGCGUCGUUGGAGCUGGUCCCCAUCGAGAGCCAGUCGGGCCCCGCCGGACCGGGAGCUUACUUCAUGGGCUCCAUCAUCCACCACCGCGGCAGCAGCGGCGGGGUAGACGCGUCCCUUGCUAUCUCCACAGUCGCUAAGCCCGACCCGUCUGCGGCUCACGCUGGCGCUUCCUCCUCAGGCGCUGGUUCAGGCGGAGCGCCCAAGAAGCUCGCCGUCGCUGCUCCAGCCCCGGCCAAGCGCUCCUCGAAGGACCGGCACACCAAAGUCGACGGCCGAGGGCGACGGAUCCGCAUGCCGGCGAUCUGCGCUGCGCGGGUGUUCCAGCUAACACGGGAGCUCGGACACAAGACCGAUGGAGAGACCAUAGAGUGGCUGCUGCAACAGGCCGAGCCGGCUAUCAUCGCUGCUACGGGCACUGGUACCAUCCCGGCCAACUUCUCCACCCUCAACAUCUCCCUUCGGAGCAGCAGCUCCUCCCUCUCCGCCCCGGCCUCCAAGUCCGUCCCUCUCUCUUUCCACGCCCUCGCCCUCGCCCACCACCACGCAGAUUACGACCACCAGGGCAUCGCCUCCGCCGACCCCGCUGGCAUAUCACAUGCCGCUGCAAUGCUCGGCUUCCACCAGCAGCACCAGCUCCUCUCGGAUCAGAUCGGCGAGGGGAUACAAGGCGGAGGCGGCACAGCCACCGACUCCGCCGACACUUAUUUGAGGAAACGCUUCAGAGAGGACCUCUUCAAAGAUGAGCACCAGCAUGGCACUCCACAACACCAAGAAGGGAGAGGAGGGACAGCAGCCCUCUCAUCUCCGUCGUCACCCUCCAAGUCCCUGCGGUCAGCCGGCGGACUCCAAUUGCAGCAACGACCACAUCAACAAGAAGUGGCCAAUGUCGGUACAGGCUUCUCAACCCGGCCGCCCAGCGUCCUCCCCGCGACAGCAAUGUGGGCAGUUGCCCCAAGCACCGGAUCCGGGGGUGCAUUCUGGAUGCUCCCCACUCCCGCAUUAGCAGCUGCGGCCUCAACUGCAGCCCCAUCGGAACCGUCCAUAUGGGCCUUCCCGGCCAUGGCCGGGCAGUACCGCGCCGGGGCCGGCAGCGGGAGCACCAUCCAAGCGCCACUCCAAUUCAUGUCGCGGAUAAACUUACCCGCCUCCUCCGACUUCCAAGGCGGCCGUGCUCUUCCGCUGGGAUCCAUGGUUCUGCAACAACAUCCCACCGCGACGGCUCAACAUCUGGGACUCGGCACCGCAGAGACUAAUCUAGGAAUGCUGGCAGCUCUCAAUGCAUACAACAGAGGCGGCGGCAACCUGAGCAUUAAUUCUGAGCACCACCAACAGGCAAUGGAUCACCACCACCACCACCACUCCCAGCAGCAAGGCGAAGACAGUGGAAAAGACCACCAAACUAGCUCACAGUAGCAAGGGAAGUAGAAAUAUUUACAGUGUGUUUUUAAUUAAUUGGGUGCACGCAAUUACAAUGCAGAGCUUGGAGUACAACAAUGGAGAUUAGUACGUUCCUUUUCUCCUUCUUUAUUUCACCCACUUCUUCUUCUUCUCCUCCUCAUUAUUUGAGUUGCAGAAGUUGAUAAUUGAGUGCUGAAGCUGAAGAACUCUUCAAACUAGUGGAUCGUGUUCUCCCAGCUAGCGAGGGAACACAUCCAUUGCCUCUUUUUUUGGCUUUUCUUUCUUUUGUUUUUCCAAAAAAAAUUCUGCUCAAGUAAUUGUGAGAUUUAUCAGACAAAGAUUUGUAUA
Zingiber officinale is the source of this 3498-nucleotide messenger RNA. Its product is annotated as transcription factor TCP8-like. The transcript is spliced from 2 exons. Gene Ontology annotation, cellular component: nucleus. Bases 1555 to 3165 code for a protein of 536 amino acids. The record is from RefSeq and is a predicted model, not a curated record. Gene Ontology annotation, molecular function: DNA-binding transcription factor activity; sequence-specific DNA binding. NCBI's taxonomy places the organism in Eukaryota, Viridiplantae, Streptophyta, Magnoliopsida, Zingiberales, Zingiberaceae.